Messenger RNA from Cetraspora pellucida, 1023 nucleotides. Lineage: Eukaryota; Fungi; Glomeromycota; Glomeromycetes; Diversisporales; Gigasporaceae. The record is from the annotation of a GenBank genome assembly.
AUGUGGCACAAAUACUUCGAACGUGCAUACUUCCAAUGGAAUAUUUUGGAAUUUCUGAAAGAAUGUGAAGUGGAACCUUUCAACCGGAAGAUAUCAUGUUAUAUUGCGUGUCUUGAAACCAUAGCUAAUAAUGAAGAAGGAUGCAGGCGCGAAAGAGCACAAUAUUUGCUCGAUCAAUAUAGAAAGGCGAGCACAGGAGACUCUCCGAGGUCGACUGAUCCGACAUUCGUGGAUGGAAAUCUCAGUGGGACUGUGAAUAAUGGAACAAUAGGAACUGUAAAUGGGAUCGUUUCAGGAUCUUCAAAAAGAGAGGUUCAAGUUCCCGAUAAUCAGGAUAAUGAUAAAGUCCCAAAGCGGACGAGAAUUGAUGAUUAUUUCCCUGUUUGUUGGCAAGACAACAACCAAGAACUCCCAAACACCAAAUAUAUCCGUCAGAACGAUAUCGAGAAUUCGUAUGAUAUGCGAUUUUAUGAAGAUAUUAACAUUAACGAAGACAUCUACGUAGAUGAAAUACAUUUGUCUCAGGAGACCACCAACGCACCUGCAAACAUAAUGAAUGUCUCAAAUAUUUUGAACGAUCCAGAAAGUAGUGAAAUAGCAUCUACAAUUCUUACAACUCCUUACAGCUAUAAUAUUUCAAAUAUCUUAAACGAUUCAAGUAAUGAAUUAGUUGAGAAAUCAAUAACUUUCAUGUCUCCUUCUCCUUAUUAUAAACAACCACGAUUUAUAACUAAUAAUGAAUACAUGGAUAUGGUUUGGUCUCCAUGGCAUUUUGAUAAAAUUAUUGGUGAAAUAGAUAUCGAAAAAAAAAUAAUAGGCUUAUGUGAGAAAGAAAAGAAAGCAAAAAUAAAAUCGUCAUUAAAUUAUGGUAUUAUCGACCUGAAUGAUAGUAGGAUUAUGAAUAUCUUAGGAUCAUCUGUAAAGGUUUAUUUUGAAGCGAAAAUGAAGAAAUAUAAACUACAAAGAUCUGUGACAAAAGAAGUUUUGGAAACUUUGAAGUAUUUUAACAUAGUAAGUAAUUAA